AUCCAAACCGCGUACGCGUGCUAUCUGUCAAACAGCAGAGGUCGAUGACACUAUCGUAAUCUCGGAUUGCAGUUUACAAUUAUGAAUUAGGUGCAAUACACGAAAAAGAUGCAAAAAUACGCGUUAAUUCUCCUCGCCCUGUGUUGCGUGCCAACACUGGCAAAGUCCAGAAAGUACAAUCGCCUGCAGACUGACCCACUUUCAAAAACGAGAUGCGACUUACUCUGCUACGAUGCGAGCAAAGAAAACAAGCCACAGUGUCGCUCCCAAUGUCGCGCCGAGGAGCGUAAGCCAGGCACCUGCCCUAUGCCAGACAACCCGCGGUGGAUGGCAGCAUGCGUGGAGACCUGCAACCGCGACUCCCAGUGCGACGGCACCCAGCGCUGCUGUAAGCAGGGCUGCAGCUCCAUUUGCAGCGAGCCCGCUGAUCUGCUGAGCGUGCCAGGUCUCCCAGCAAUGCCCCACAUGGAGGAAUCCAAGGAGCGCCGCAAAGCAGUUCAGAUCAAGUGGUCGGACGGUGUUGGAGACGCGGCGAGGGCGGUGCCGGGGAAAGUGCUGUACCUUCUAGAGGAACAACACCACCUUGGGCCGAAGUACGAAGAAGCGAGGCUGGGUGAAUGGAACCUCGUGUUGAGGACGAAUAAGACCAAAGUCUCCCUCCGCAACCUGUUGAAGCCGGGUCGUUGGUACCGGUUCCGAGUGGCGGCGGUGAGCGCCGCUGGUACCCGAGGAUUCUCCGCCCCGAGCGCCCCCUUUACGCCGCGCAAAGGGCCGCGACCGCCCCCCGCACCUAAGAAGCUGAAGGUGGUGCCUGUUGGCUCGGAUAAUGGGACGGUGACAAUCAAACUGGAGUGGAAGGAGCCGAAGUCUGACCUGCCAGUGAUGAGGUACAAGGUAUUCUGGAGCAGGAGGGUGAGAGGACUAGGCGGGGAGCUGGACUCCGUCCUCGUCAAUCAUCAAACUGUACCCAAGGAGCAAACUUACGUGGAAAUAAAGGAUCUGCAGCCCAACUCCAUGUAUUUCCUGCAAGUGCAGUCCAUCAGCCAGUUCGGUACGGGCAAACUCAGGAGUGAGAAAGCGGCCAUCUUCUAUAACACAACUGGCGCAGACGAUUCGAUAGCUUAUUCAGAACAACUCCCAGAGCAAAUACAACGAAGAAAAGGUGAUGGAAAAAUAAGAGGAUUGAAGUUCGAGAAAAUAGUUUGGAUCGACAAUAAGUUGAAAGCGAAAAUAUCAUGGCACCCAGUCACAAGAGACUACGGUCAGAGAAAAAGAUACUACAUCCAUUGGAAAGCAAUAACAUGUGAACACCCAUUUAAGGAAAAUAAAGAAUUGUCUGCAAUAACCGAGCAAUCUACAUUCGACAUUUAUGAACUCGAUUACAACUGUCAAUACAAGAUAAAUGUUAAUAAAUCUUUAAAUCCCAAAACUCCGGACUCCGAGAUGAUCAUUCCAGUUCCUGGUUGUGACUACUUCAAGAGAAAAAUCAAUAGCACCGCAAUAAACUGUAAAACUUGAUAUACAUUAUGAAAGUAGGCUCUAAAUAAAUAUUUUGUAAUAACCAAAAUUACAUCAUUUGAUAUAGUAUAACGGUAGCGGUAUUAAUUUAAAUAUUAAGGUAUUUAAGAUCUGUGAAUCAUAAUAUUAUUAUU
Messenger RNA from Aricia agestis (brown argus), 1652 nucleotides. It is a transcript of the gene Kal1, whose product is annotated as anosmin-1. The coding region runs from base 109 to 1518 and encodes 469 amino acids. Gene Ontology annotation, cellular component: cell surface; extracellular region. Gene Ontology annotation, molecular function: protein binding; peptidase inhibitor activity. Gene Ontology annotation, biological process: neuron differentiation. The record is from RefSeq and is a predicted model, not a curated record. Lineage: Eukaryota; Metazoa; Arthropoda; Insecta; Lepidoptera; Lycaenidae. The transcript is spliced from 10 exons.